Molecule: messenger RNA, 1418 nt
Organism: Drosophila grimshawi
Lineage: Eukaryota; Metazoa; Arthropoda; Insecta; Diptera; Drosophilidae
Product: chymotrypsin-like protease CTRL-1
Exons: 4
Coding region: 16-1290 (424 amino acids)
Biological process (GO): proteolysis
Molecular function (GO): serine-type endopeptidase activity
Source: RefSeq, a predicted model, not a curated record
GUCAUUGGUGAGGCAAUGAAUGCAUUACAAACACUCUCCCUGCUGCUGCACCUACUCGCCGCCGCCUCCGUUCGGUGUUGGAGCUUUGGCGCUCUCAGUCCCGUUCCUACACCAGGUCCCAGUAUUGGCCCAAGACUCGGUCCCAGUAUCGGUCCCAGUCUCGGUUCCAGUCUCGGUCCCCUCUCCGAAGACGCCGCACCACAACCCAGCGAUGCGGGCAAUCCAGACAAUCACACGCUGCUCAUACGCCAGCUGAUUGUGGGCACGCUGCUACCACCUCAGGUGCCGCCAGCCAAUUGGCCACCUGUGCCCGCCAUCGUGACGCCUGGCACACCCACAAAUUGUCGCUGUGUGCCAGCUGGAUCCUGUCCAAAUCCAGUGCCCCUACCCCCAAAUGAUGGCAGUGGACAGAUAGACAUACGCAUCGUGAACAGCGGUGGAGUGCCACCAGUUGCCACCACAGCGGCACCGUUGUCCUGCAACUUUGGUUUGGUCGUCUGUUGCCAGGCUGGGAACUAUCAAUGUGGAUUACGAUUUCCGCCGCCAGCGGGCUCAGCUCUGGCGAGUCCUGGCCAGGCUAGCUUUGGGGCAUAUCCGUGGCAAGUGGCGCUCUUGACGACGUCGGAGGUGUAUUUGGGUGGAGGAGCACUGAUCACAGCACAACAUGUUGUCACAGCUGCCCACAAGGUCUACAAUUUGGCUUUGAGCACGUUUAAGGUGCGUUUGGGCGAAUGGGAUGCGGCGAGCAUUACUGAACCGAUUCCUGCACAGGAUGUCUUCAUCUCCAAUGUGUAUGUGAAUCCCGCCUUUAAUCCCAACAAUCUCCAGAACAAUGUGGCCAUCCUCAAGUUGGCAACACCAGUCUCCCUCACCAGUCGCUCCACCAUUGGCACUAUUUGUCUACCCACGACGAGCUUUGUGGGUCAGCGCUGUUUUGUCGCCGGUUGGGGCAAGAAUGACUUUGGCGCCACUGGCGCCUAUCAGGCAAUAAUGCGUCAGGUGGAUGUGCCACUAAUACCCAAUGCCAAUUGCCAAACGGCAUUGCAAUCCACACGCCUCGGACCCUCAUUUGUGCUCAACCCGACGAGUUUCAUCUGUGCCGGCGGCGAGGCGGGCAAGGAUGCCUGCACCGGAGAUGGUGGCUCCCCACUCGUGUGCACCAGCAACGGUGUCUGGUUUGUGGUCGGACUGGUGGCCUGGGGCAUUGGCUGCGGACAGGCAAAUGUGCCCGGCGUCUAUGUCAAUGUGGGCACCUAUUUGCCCUGGAUACAAACGACUCUAACGCUGUAACAACGUUUCCCCCUGUUGCCCAGGAUUGUUAACCAACUUACACCUUCUGCCAAUAAGCUAGAACGGACUUUUAUCUAUAAAUUGUUACCGAAGUGAAGAGCAACAAAUAUACAUUUCCACAUUCUCCA